AUGUCGACCAUCCAAUAUCAACAGCCUCUCUACCGAAUCUUUGAAGCUCCCGCCGAUUCCAAAAGACCUACCAUCGUCGACGACAGGGUUGGAUCACCAAGCACAGUCGCCCUCAGAUACGAAGAAGAACAACUACGACUGAACGGAGGAGAUCAUCGAAGCGAUUCCCCAACCAAUCUCUUGCCAAUGGCGGCCUACAAGACCCAGCCUGCCCAGUUGCAUGGCUUUCCUGAUGCUUCGUAUCCAUCGUUCAACACUCAGCCAUUCCAGACGCAGCAGCCAGAAAACGGGACGUCGCAACUAGGGGACAUUGCGUACAAUGGAGGAGCACCGACGAACCAGUAUAUGAGUCCUACUAGCUCGCCAUCCACGUCCCCGGUGAACAUCAUUUCUUGCGGGCCUACUGCAGGCACAGCAGGCACUCGAGUUGAACUCAAAGUGGACAGCCAGUACGAUCUGAUGGCCAUGUCCACACCAGCUCCUUACGUUUGGCUGUCUUUUGGUUCUCACAAAUGCCACGCCAAUGUUGUCAAAGAGGCAGUUUCUCAAGGCGGCCUCACGUACCUUGUCUCGGCUGAGGCUCCCCAGUUUAUUGUGACAAACUGUGCUUCACCUGCAGAUGUUCCCUUGACAGUUGUCAUCGAGAAUACCACAGGCGAAGAACUGGCACGCGUGCCUGUUGCCCGCUCAUUUACUUACCAUGACGUUCCCAGCCAAGUAGGAACAUCUGCACCUGCACAUUCCAUGGAAGGCACAACGGCUGACUCUGGCGUACCAUCCGCCCCUGACGGCAUGACACGAAAGUCAUCACCCCAGUCACCUGGCCAUGUCGACGGACACUCUGAGAGCCCACCACAACUGACUAUGGACACCGCGACAACGAACAGCCCCAGCCAAGCACAGAACCAGCUGCCAGUCGACUCCAAUACAAAUACGUUCUCAUACCCCACCAGUGGAGUCGACACAUCUGCUGCCGCAGUCGCCGCCGCACAACAGGCACAACAAGUCCAGAACAACUUCGUCGCAGCUGCUGCUGCCGCCGCAUCUUCUUACAACCAGGAUAACAGCAACAUGCUUGGUGGAUACCGGAGUGCGUCCUUUUCGGACGUAUUCCCCCGUGGUACAGCACCCCAGCCUGUGCGUGCUACUGGUGGUGCCACAGCCUGGACGACGCCUGCAUACGGGGGCUUGAAUCAUCAUCAGCCUAGCCAUCACACUCACAGCUCCCAUGAUCGGUACAAUAUGGGCCGCAGCCACUCGAUGGCCCAUGUUCACGGUGCACGGCAGCCACUGUCCGCCCCUCUCCCCGCACCCGCCCACGGAGGUGCCCCGCAGCUGAUCCGCACAAGCACCAUUCAGUCCACUCCUUCCGGGUCGGUUGGCGGCCUGGGAACAGGCGGCACGUAUGGCGGAGGCCACUGGGGUGGCUACCCUGCGAAGGCUGUUCUCUCCAUUAUGGGUAACCUGGAUUCGAUGGCGCAGGACUGGACACCUGAAGAAUGGAGCAACCAGCGCCGUAUUGUCCUUUUCCGCAAGAAGCAGAACGGCUGCCACCUGGAAGCAACAUUCCGCCCGGUCCCCAUUAAUGAACGGCCGCCUAGCAGUAUUUGCAUCAGCUGCAUCUACUGGGCAGAGAAGCAGGAGUGCUUUGUCACCUCCGUGGACACAAUCAACCUUCUGGAGCAGCUUGUGGCCGCGCCUGCCCGCUUCUCAGUCGAAGAGAAGAACCGCAUUCGUCGCAACCUUGAGGGGUUCAAGCCCUUCACUGUCAGCAAGGCCAAGGCCGAGAGCGAGGAGUUUUUUAAGCUGAUUAUGGCCUUUGGUGCACCGAAGCCCCGGACCAUCGAGAAAGACGUGAAGGUAUUCCCUUGGAAAAUCCUUGGCCAGGCUCUGAAAAAGAUCAUCUCCAAGUACAGCGCCAGCCCGUCGUCUGUCCUGCCGCCCGCGUCGUCAGGCACUUCAGGACAAGGCCACCACAUGUUGACUCCUGUCACGAUGAGCCCGUCUUACCCGGUGCUGCCCCCAACACCUGGCUCACUCUCUGCCGCAACAGAUGGCACGUCUGCUGUUGGCUAUGUCAACAUAGUGAACGGAACAAACGGCGCGGACUCACUUGCCAGCCCUCGGUCACUGUCUGGUGCGUCUUGGGUAUCCUAUGCCGGAAAUGCGUCAUCGGGACGUGCUUUGUCUCCUGGCUCCACAGCAGCGAAGCAACAAUCGCCCACUUCCGCCAACAUCCGCCUGGGCCUUCCUAGUGCAUAUGACGCUCGACACAGCGCCGGGGGCAGUACUUCGUCUGCACACUCAUAUGGGAACAGCCAGCAACACCAGGCGCAGAGCUUCAACUCGCCAUUGUCUCUUCCAGCAGCCCCAGGUGCUACUGUACCAAGGGCUCCAGUUGCUACAGCGGGUGCUCUCUCUCAUGGCCACCGCUGGGAUGGCUACGGAAUGCCGGGAAACAGCGCAUCACCGACAUACGGCACGAGCCACCACCAGCCGCAGCAUCAGCAGGGUCACAACGGUCAUCUGUACAGCACCGGAUACGGUGAUAAUGUGCAGCGUUCCUAG
Sporothrix schenckii 1099-18 is the source of this 2568-nucleotide messenger RNA. RefSeq lists its product as uncharacterized. Lineage: Eukaryota; Fungi; Ascomycota; Sordariomycetes; Ophiostomatales; Ophiostomataceae. The transcript is spliced from 3 exons. Gene Ontology annotation, cellular component: nucleus. Bases 1 to 2568 code for a protein of 855 amino acids. The record is from RefSeq and is a predicted model, not a curated record.